GGGUCCCAUCUAUAUAUGUACUUGUCCUUUGUAUUAUACAGUGCAUGCAUCCCAUCAAUUCGUGACUUCUAGGUGUAUCAAGACAAUCUGGCCUCGUUUUAUUAGAACCAGUAACCAGAAAUAACCAGUCAAACUCUCUCUUAUUAACCUAAAAUACCGCACGUCUUAACUCUGUCGGUGUUUAAACUAUACCUAUUUUCCAUCCCGUAAUAAGCUCUACAUAUGUAAUCGAUAACCCCCCUCUACUCCCUCUACCUCUAAUAAGAGAGACCACUUAUAAACAUCAUCAGCCAUCAUGGCUACCUCUACCUUCAAUUCCAAGUCGCCCACCAUCAGGCGCAUAUUAAAAGAAGCAGCCGAGCUCUCCGCCUCCCCUUCCCCAGACUACACGGCAUCGCCCCUCGAAUCCGACCUCUUCGAAUGGCACUUCACGCUGCGCGGGCCACCGAAAUCCGCCUUCGCGGAGGGGAUAUACCACGGGCGAAUCGUGCUUCCGCCGGCGUACCCGCACCGGCCGCCGUCGUUCCGGUUCGCCACGCCGAGCGGCCGCUUCGAGGCCAACCGGGAGAUCUGCCUGAGCAUCUCGGGCCACCACGAGGAGUCGUGGCAGCCGGCGUGGGGGGUGCGCACGGCGCUGGUCGCGCUGCGCUCCUUCAUGGAGACCGACGCGCGCGGCCAGCUCGGCGGCCUCGAUACCAGCGACGCCGUGCGCCGCAAGCUCGCUGCCGAGAGCCGCGGCUGGCGCUGUCCCGUGUGCGCCAGGACGAACGCCGAGAUCAUCGCCGAGUGCGAGCAGCGGUGCGCCGAGGUCGAUGGCGAGAGGAAGGAGGACGAGGUCCCUGCCGAGCUGAAGAUGGGGUUCCGCGACGAGAUGGAGAAGGCGAGAGCCGCGGCUAGUAGCGAGGGCGAGAAGGAGGAGGAGGACGCGGAGAGUGCGGAGUUGGCGGAAGGCUUUGUGCAGACUGUGGUGCCGAGGAGGGAAGAUCCGCCGCCUGCUCCUAGGCCCGCACAGGGGGUUCCGACGCCGACGAGAACGAUACCGCUGCCAGGGGCUGUAGUAGGACAGCCUGCACCGCUGCAAACCACAAGGAGGGUGGAUCCGAACGCGGGAGUACCGCCGUGGGUCGACUACGCCAUCGUGUCGUUGGUGGUGAUAUUAAUUGCGAUGUUAACGAAGAUCCUUAUAGGUCGUUAGUGGUGGUUAGAGGGGAGCGAGCAUGGGCAAUUGGCGUUACGGGCGGGGGAUCAAGGCGUAUGUGAUUGAAUUGAGUUACAUGUGAUAACUAGGGGGUAGUGAUACCAAGAACUGAGUUAGAGAUUGAAUUUAAGGCUUCGGAUGCUACCCGAAACGAGCUACUCGAAUUUAAGCUUACGGAAACAUAUGGGGAACUUGCAAUUGAAGUUAUCUCUUUAAUGCGGUCUAUAAUAUUGAGGAUGGAUGAUGAGAUGGUGGUUGAAGAACUGGGUGGUUAGUUGGAAGUCGUUAAUGCCACGGCUUCGACAACUUCUAGCAAAGUUUUAACUCGAAAAGAAAAGAGCCAAGAAUUCGGCGUUAAACAUGAUGGAAUCGCUGUUUACACGGGCCGUUGUCUCAAACCUACGGCCCGCAGCUACAUCAUAUGAUACCUAUUGUCCUACCACCAACGUAACUCCCCGUAGCUUGAGACGAGCGAGAUAAAUAUAACAGGUACUAAGAAAAUACACAUUCAAGUCCC
Molecule: messenger RNA, 1715 nt
Organism: Daldinia vernicosa
Lineage: Eukaryota; Fungi; Ascomycota; Sordariomycetes; Xylariales; Hypoxylaceae
Product: UBC-like protein
Exons: 3
Coding region: 296-1195 (299 amino acids)
Source: RefSeq, a predicted model, not a curated record